Penicillium chermesinum is the source of this 1749-nucleotide messenger RNA. RefSeq lists its product as uncharacterized. Gene Ontology annotation, molecular function: nucleic acid binding. Lineage: Eukaryota; Fungi; Ascomycota; Eurotiomycetes; Eurotiales; Aspergillaceae. The transcript is spliced from 3 exons. Bases 1 to 1749 code for a protein of 582 amino acids. The record is from RefSeq and is a predicted model, not a curated record.
AUGCAACAAGAGGCACGUAACACUGAGACACACACAAAUGCCAAAUGGUGGAACAAUAGCAAUCUUCGCCACAAAGCAGUCCAAUUCGUGAGCGCCGGACAACUGAACCAGGCCGAACCGCAAGAUGCCGACCGUGAAGAAACCAAUAGUCAGCCAGGGACACAUCACCACGGCGAGCCCGAAACCAACACCAACGUUCCUCUAGAACUAGGAACAGACACCGAGAACAAUCCGUUUUUCAUUGACUCCACUGGAGAUGGUGCAGUUGCGACCGGCCUGCCGAACCCGGUCCUGUCAUGCGAGUUAUUGAACACCGACGGAGAUGACAAUGACGAAAGUGAGGACGAAGUUGUCUUCACCGGACGGCAGAAUAUGCGAAUGCCAAUUCAAAUCAAAACGGAUGAAGAGCAGCUUCAGGAGUCGCUGAAAAUCCAGCCAGUCCAGCCACCCCAGGCGAUGGCGCCCCUCGUUCACCUGGAAGAUACUACUAAAGUCCAAACCAAGGCAAUACCACACCACCGAAAGCGACAGGGUCGGUCCUCAGAAGAUGAAAUAGACCUACUGGCAGAUUACAUUGCCAAUAUUGACCGAGAUUAUGAAGCACAGGAGCAGGAUAUUCAGGUUGAGUCGCACCCACUGGGCAAUAACGGGAUGGACGGGCAAUCCACACUGAUAGGUCGCCGAAAUGAUGUGACCCAAAUCAUCAUUGAUCCAAAACAUAGUCUAGAAGACAUGCCGAAUGGGGGUCAAGUUCAAGACUGUAUAGAUCGACCCUCAAAAUCCACACCGGAGGCCCACACCGACCCAUCAUCGGUGAUCGAAGAUGACUAUUUGCAGACCUCAGAAGACUCCGAUGAUGAGGAAGACAUCGAUCUGCUUGAAGAACUCGCCAUAAGUCAUAUCAUGCCAAGUGGCAGAAAAAGUGGUGCCUUCCCAUCGGCCACCGCAUUUGCAGAUGCCCUCGAAUCAGACCCUUACUAUGGGUUUGAUAUCAUGGAUUUCAAUCGCCCCAGUCUGCAGAAAAAGCCCAAGGGUAAAAAGGCACCUAUAAUAGAAAAUUAUGUCCCCUCGGACAGUGAGCUCGAGGCUCAGCUACAAUGGGCAUGGCAAACGGACCGACAAAAGAAAAAGUUAAGGAAAAAGGAGCGGGAAGAACUACGAUCGCAGGGAUUACUGGGUAGAGAUGCUAAUGACGCUGACCUCAAAGUCAAGUACGCGAAGGGGAUGGACGUAGAGGAAUUGAUGUCUGAGAUCCGGACCUUUCUCCUCUCGUCAAAAACCAGUCUCUCGCUCCCACCGAUGUCCAAGCAUCGUCGGAAGACAAUUCAUGAAUUGGCAAAUAAAGUCAACUUGAAGUCCCAAUCACGCGGCAAUGGCAUGGACAGGUUCCCCGUGCUGCUCAAGACAUCCAGGACACCACAAUAUACCCGAAAGACAAUCUGUCAGAUUGAUAAUCUGUUCGGAGGGAGAAAACUCAACCGGCGUCUAUUUCAGUCAUGGAGCUCCUCAAGCACCUCCAAGCCACCCAAGCCUAAGCGAGCAGGCGGAGGUGUCACCGCAGGUGUCACCUACACCGAUGGUGAAGUUGUUGGUGCAUCUGCUCCCGAAAUCGGGGCAGGUAAUCGAGGACGAGCGAUGCUGGAGAAAAUGGGUUGGAGUAGUGGCACGGCACUCGGAGCCUCCAACAAUAAGGGCAUACUACUUCCUGUCACACAUGUUGUCAAGAACUCUCGAGCAGGUCUGGGGUAG